AUGGUCGCUCAAAUCGACGCUUUCGACACGUUCACAGCUGCGUGGCUCACCGGGAAAUCACUGUCCAAAAUAAUAUUUUCUUUUCAAACACGAUUCUGUGGCUGGACUUAUGCUUGCUCGAAUUACCGCGAUGCGCAUUCACUAAGGAGAAGUGGGAGAGGGGAAGAGAAGAGAGCGCAGAGAAUAUACGUACGAAUCGCAACGGAUACGUUGCGUUUACCUAGGGCUAAGGCGAGAAAUCAGAAGAACAAUGCCAUGUAUUUUUAA
Messenger RNA from Necator americanus (New World hookworm), 267 nucleotides. RefSeq lists its product as uncharacterized. Bases 1 to 267 code for a protein of 88 amino acids. Lineage: Eukaryota; Metazoa; Nematoda; Chromadorea; Rhabditida; Ancylostomatidae. The transcript has 2 exons. The record is from RefSeq and is a predicted model, not a curated record.